Clarias gariepinus (North African catfish) is the source of this 2281-nucleotide messenger RNA. RefSeq names its product single-strand-selective monofunctional uracil-DNA glycosylase 1 (gene smug1). Gene Ontology annotation, molecular function: oxidized pyrimidine nucleobase lesion DNA N-glycosylase activity; single-strand selective uracil DNA N-glycosylase activity. Bases 1 to 900 code for a protein of 299 amino acids. The record is from RefSeq and is a predicted model, not a curated record. Lineage: Eukaryota; Metazoa; Chordata; Actinopteri; Siluriformes; Clariidae. The transcript is spliced from 3 exons. Gene Ontology annotation, biological process: base-excision repair.
AUGCACCACGACUCCCACAUCCGGUUGUUGCCGGAAAGCAAUCGGAAAAUGCUAGGACACAGUAAUCUUUUGAGGUUGGAUAAAGGAGACUCAACUCAGGAAGAAGACCAGCAGGUUGACAAAAUCACCUUAAACCCAGAAGGAUUUUCCCCUAACUGUUCUCCAACAGCGGCUGCUUUUCUUCAGGCUGAGCUGGAACUCAGCGCCCGUCUGCGAACUUUGACCUUUAAGGAUCCAGUGCGCUAUGUGUACAACCCACUGGAGUAUGCGUGGGACACACAUUUUCUCUUUGCUGAGAAGUACUGCCACAGUGGGCAGAGCGUCCUAUUCUUGGGGAUGAACCCAGGACCAUUUGGCAUGGCGCAGACUGGAGUUCCAUUUGGUGAAGUAAAGGCCGUGCGUGAUUGGCUGAGGAUCUCUGGCAAGGUUGGGAAUCCUCCUAAAGAGCAUCCGAAACGUCCAAUCAGAGGCUUUCUCUGCUCUCAGAGUGAAGUGAGCGGUGCACGGUUCUGGAGUUUUUUCAAGGAGCUCUGUGGAGAACCAGAACGCUUUUUCCGGCACUGUUUUGUCCAUAACCUAUGCCCGCUGAUGUUUAUGAGUGAGUCUGGAAGGAAUGUGACGCCCCCCGAGAUGCCUGCUGAGGACCGGGAAGCCCUGUUUAGCCAUUGUGAUGCUGCGCUGUGCCAGGUGGUACGUGCUCUUGGUGUUUCCAUGGUGAUCGGAGUGGGCAAGGUGGCAGAGCAGCGAGCCCGGCGUGGCCUCGCGGAAGCUGGGCUGGAAGUGAAGGUGGAGGGAAUCAUGCAUCCUUCACCCAGGAAUCCGCUGGCCAAUAAGGGUUGGGCUUCUGUGGCUCGAACCAAAUUAGAGCAGAUAGGGGUGUUGGAAUUGCUCACCAACUGAUUAUAUACUUCUAGAAUGUUUUUAUUUGUAUACAGUAUGUUGUUUUAUAUAAAGUACACUACACUCAGCCUUUACCUCAAAUACAGUCAGUCAGAUGCCACAUACUCAAUGUCUGAAGCUCACUAGCAUGAUUCAAGGCUAAUGGAGCUAAGGCGUAAUAGAUGGCAUGUCAGGUUGUAUACACACCAUAAACAAAUAUAUUUUAAAACAUGAGCCUAAACUGAAGGCUUUAGGCUGAUCAUCUAUAACAUUAACAUCACAUAAUAUUAAUGCAUUACUUCAGUAAACUACCGUAGUCACAGGAUCAUGGGCACCUAAGGCUUACCUCGAACCAAAGGCCAGCCCGUCCAGUCCGAUCUCAAAGAGAAGCCAAUGCAGCACAAAUCACUGAAAAAAAGUAAAUGCUGGCUGCAUAUACCCAGAUCCUAAUCUAAUAACGCUUCAUGGGAUGCACUGGACAAACAAGUCCGGUCCACAGAGGCUCUUCCCUACGACCCAGAGGACCCAAAUAAUCCAGUGCCAAAACCCUGAGGGGAGAGAGCCACAUUACUGGGCAUAAUGUUUUGUGUUCUAAUGUUUUGGCUGAUCAGUGUAAGCUUCCAUUACCUGUUAGCAAUGUUAGCAUUAGCAUUAGCAUUACUAGUAUGUUCCUACAAUGUAAGAAGCAAACUUCAUGUAACGACAUGUCUGAUCUAAGUGACUGGACUUGCAUUAUGAGAGCAACAUCGAUUAUGUUUUAUUUUAAAUCAGCCACAAAAUGUACAUCCUUUUUUUUUUGUUCUAUUAUCCUCAGUCACAAAUAGUAAUAAACAAUAUUGUCACUAAAAAGGAAGGAAGGGAGAGCAAAAAAAGAUGGAAAGAACCAAAAAAGAAAAAUACAAUCACAACAGAAAGAACUAAAGAAAGGCAUGGAACAGACAGAAAUAAAGGAAAAAGGAAAGAUGAAAGAAAAAUGUAACAGAAAGAAAUCAAUCAAUAAGAACAGAAAGAUGUAAUGGGAAGCAAGUAAGAUAAACAUUACUGCAUUAAUAAAAGAAAUUAAUGUAAUGUAAUAAAACAUGAUGAAAAAAGAGACAAAAAAUGUAAUGGAAAGAAAGUGAAAAGAAGAAAAUGAAAGCCAUAAAAAAAGAAAGAGAGUAAGACUUUUCUAUGCUUUAUUAUUAUUAUUAUCUGUAAAUAUUUUAUAUGCAAAAUGGGCAUCUUUUAUUUAUUCCUGUAUCAUUGCCCUUUAUGCUGUUUUGUUGUGAUAACACAUUUGUAUUCUAGUCCAGUCAAGUUUAAUAAAUCAUGAUUAGAUUCAUUUUAACUAGAUUUUUUCUUUUUAUGGCCAAUCUCUCCAACACUGAAAUGUUCUGUAUGGAAAAUAAAAACUUUUGUUUGA